AUGAAAAACAACAUCGAUUAUAUUGAGGUGGCACGAAAACGUCCUAAACACGGUGUCACUAUUUGGAUGAAAUUAUCCUUGUGCGUCGCACAUCAUCCUUCAUCCAAGAUGAAAGAUAAUAUCCUCGUGUUUAUGGAUGAUGGCGGUCGCGGGACUAGCGAAGUAAUAAGAUACGCCAAAGCAUGUAGCGGAAUAACAAAAGUGAUAAGAUACGCCAAAGCAUUACAUCAAAAAGUCUACAAUAGUUUUGGUAGUGUGCAAGAUACUUUUACUCCACUUGCUCAUCUUCAUUCCUCCAAGAUACCAGAACCAAUUCCACAAAUUGACCCAAAACCUGUCCCAUCUUCUUUGCCAAUCCUGUCACCACAACGUACCAGGUUAACAAUCAAUAAGCGCCCAGAUAAAAGUGUUAAAGAAUGGGCUAUUCGUCUUGCCGAUAGAUCAGACAAG
This is a messenger RNA of Dentiscutata erythropus, 450 nucleotides long. The record is from the annotation of a GenBank genome assembly. Lineage: Eukaryota; Fungi; Glomeromycota; Glomeromycetes; Diversisporales; Gigasporaceae.